Penicillium samsonianum is the source of this 2301-nucleotide messenger RNA. Its product is annotated as DUF3435 domain-containing protein. The coding region runs from base 1 to 2301 and encodes 766 amino acids. The transcript is spliced from 5 exons. The record is from RefSeq and is a predicted model, not a curated record. Lineage: Eukaryota; Fungi; Ascomycota; Eurotiomycetes; Eurotiales; Aspergillaceae.
AUGACCCGCCGCUCUCGUAAAGCGAGCUGCCAGUCAUCUAGCGACAGCGAGUAUUCCGAGAGAGAAGGCACUGAAGACUGUGGAUCCGACACUGAUUUGACAGAACCUGAAGAUGAGGCAUAUCAACCAUGCAAUGCUGGCGAUGCGAGCUUACUCUUCGCCGAUAAUGAGUACACAGCAGAGUACUACAUCCAGCAACUUCAAAACUUCGAUGAGACGGUCUACACGCAGGAAGACUAUGGCAAAGGCACUACCGCUCUUCUCAACCGCAUUGAGGAAAAAUGGUCUCAGUUCUGCUGUUUCAUUCGGAAAGAUCCCAACGAGGAAUACAACCGCCUAUCGAUCCCGAUUUUAUACAACUUUCUUGAAUGGGCUCUCAAUCUACGACGUGGUAAAAAUGGGAGAAGGCUUCCAGGAAUCAAGUGCAAAAGCUCCUUGGAUACGUUUUGGAAAGUAUUUCGGCUAGUUUACGAAAGGUCCACUUCAAAAAAGAUUGGAAAUCAGAUGAACCGUCGGAUGCGUCGAGUACGAGGGCCCUUUUUACCACUUCCUAGCUGGCCUGGCCCCUCCUUCAAGGCUGACCUGGUUCUGAAUUUAGGGCGAGACAAGCCUCCUAUGGAUGUUGAAGACCUGGCAAAAGUCGUGGAGACCACUGUCAGCACAACAAAGAAAAAGUUUGGACAUGGCCGCCACCGUAUUGAGCUCGGUCUUUUCUUGCAGCUCGCAGGUCUCACGACAAACCGUCCGCAAGCCAUCCUCGAUCUGCGAUAUCGUCACAUCCAAGUCAGUCUUCUCCGUGAUCCGCAGGGCGGUCCACAUCGAAUUGUGGUUGAGUUUACCUUUGAGUUCACCAAGGAGUGGCUAGGUGCUAAAGACGCGAACACUUACAUCCUGCCCGAAAUCAUCUUCGAUCCUUCGUUAGUGCUCAGUCCUCAUGUCUUCCUGUUGGGCCUUCUUUUUGCAGACCGUGCAUUCGCCCGUGUUGAUGGCGAGGAAGUACUGGUUCUUGCAAGCCAGCUUCCUGGACUUCGAAUUCGCGACGAGUGUAACGAACUACGGCUACAGCUUGACCCGGCCAUGGAUGAUGUGCCGGUAUUUCGGAUGUCGGAACGGAAUUUGAAUGGGAUUGGCAUCUCACCCAACAAACCUCUCCCUUACUCAACUCUGGAACCAUGGGUCAAGAAGAUUGGCGUGAUCACAGGUAUUCGGCAAGUCACACGCCCCUACAGCCUACGCUAUGGGGCAGGCACAGCUUUGGACAAUAGUGGUUCCGUCAGCGACUCCCUCCGCAAUCUUGUGAUGCAUCACGCUGAUACACGGACAUUUCUGAAAUUCUACCUCAGCAGAAGAAUUUCCAAGAACUUGCCCGCCAUCAUUCGUGGCCUGGACCCGGAAGAAGAUAUCAUGCGCGCUGCUUGCCGGAUGAGCCGAACCAUCGACCCGGAUCGCCCGCAGGAGCUGACAACGGAGCAAUCCUGCUCCGUGAAUCAAGAGCCGGAAAUCCUCAACUUAAUGGGCCGGCGCGAUGAGAUCAGCCGAUCUCUAGAACGUCCUCUCUCAAAACACAAAGGCACACCGGAGUACGAUAUGUACAGAAAACUGAAUCAGGAGUUAACAGGAGCCAGGAAGCGCGCACAGCAUACGCUCCUUGCGCAAAUUCAAAACAAAUAUGACCGAGAACAGCCUAUGUUAGAGAUCAAGCGCCAAUUGUCCGGGAUUGCGCCAGCUGAAUCUUCAAGUAAGCCGCUGAAGUGCUCUGCAGAGGUCCCUGUACCCCAACAACGGCUGAUCAAGAGUCUUUUGACUCUGCCACGCCCAACGAUAGAGGAGGAGAUGGCUCGGAGAACCGAAGCUAUCGAUUCAGUGGCUGCGUAUUGUCAAUUUCAGGAGGGCGACACCUGCCGUUUACCGCGGAAUAAAAGAUCAGAAGACCCUGGCAAACACGUCGAGGUCCAUGAUCAACGCCAGCUGGAAAAUGAAGUGGCAGAUAGCGCCAGGCAACCAAAAACUCCCUUCGAGCUUGCUCUUCGAUCUGCUAUGAAGGAUCAUCGACCCUUAUUCUGCUUUAUUUGUCUGGGCCAGCGAGACCUAGACCCUCCAAAACGUGCUCAGAAAUUUGCCUCUCAUGGGGAUGUCACCAAACACAUCAAAAGAAAACAUCUGAAAAAGGUGAAGCCAAGCGAGACGAUUGCGUGCAAUAUUUGUGAUGAAACGUUCUCAGAAAUCAUGCAUUUUCAGCGACAUGCCAGUGAUUCUCACAAGACUGUGACGGGACCUCUGUGGUGCGCAGUUUCUAGCUGA